Molecule: messenger RNA, 1299 nt
Organism: Prorocentrum cordatum
Lineage: Eukaryota; Dinophyceae; Prorocentrales; Prorocentraceae
Source: the annotation of a GenBank genome assembly
GACUUUACGUUGGAAUAAACCACACGAGGGAUCCAUGCACACAGCCCCUGAAUGGGGGCAGCUCGCUUGCAAUGCGCUCCAGGAAAUAAUGUUAACACCGAUGGCCAGGAAUGCGUCACUGACCAUGAACCACUAUGAGUGGCGCCACCGAAGUCGCACACUCACUCCUGGGAGAAAAGAUCCGGGGCAAUCCCCUCUCCGAGAACGAGAGGAAGAGCCAGCCAGGAAAACGAUGGAAGGGAUCGACACCGAAAACCUGAACGGAUCGGCCACACGCCUGAUGCUGCCAACCAGGAAUACGAUGGAUAAAAUCGACAUCGAACGCCUGUACGUAAUGGCAGCACGCAUAGAACUGCCAAGUGAACUGCCGAAAGCAUGGCUAAGCAACUCACCCAGUGGGCGUGGCUUCCAGGUGUUGUCCACGCAGUGGACCCAGUCGGCGCCCGCGGCGCCCGCGGCGCAGGCGGCGCCAACAGCGCCCGUGGCCCCGCGGCGCCGGCGGGGCUGGUGGCGCCCGCGGCGCACGCUGCGCACGCGGCGCCGACGGCGCCCACGGGGCCCGCGGCGCCGACGGCGCCCGCGCGCCCCGCGGCGCGGGCGGCGCCGGGGCGCCCGCGGCGCCGCGGGCACCCGCAAACGCCCGCGGCGCCCACGGCGCCCGGCGCCCGCGGCGCAGGCGGCGCCAACAGCGCCCGUGGCCGCGGCGCUGGCGGGGCUGGUGGCGCCGGCGCGCUGGUGGCGCCCGCGGCGCUGCUGGCGCUGGUGGCGCCCGCGGCGCUGGCGGCGCAGGCGGCGCUCGCGGCGCCAACGCACGGUGCGCCAGCGGCGCCGCGGCGCCCGCGCGCCCGCGGCACCCGCAACGCCCGCGGCGCCCACGGCGCCCGCGGCGCCCGCGGCGCAGGCGGCGCCAACAGCGCCCGUGGCCCCGCGGCGCUGGCGGGGCUGGUGGCGCCGGCGCUGGUGGCGCCCGCGGCGCUGCUGGCGCUGGUGGCGCCCGCGGCGCUGGCGGCGCGCGCGGCGCCAACAACGCACGGCACCCGCGAUGGCGCAGGCGGCGCCCGCGGCGCCCGCGCGCCUGCUGCGCCUGCGGCGCCCGCCGCGCCCGCGGCGCCGGCGGUGCCCGCGGCGCGCGCGGCGCCCGCGGCACGAGCCGCGCCCGCGGCGCCCGCGGCGCCCGCGGCGCCCUCGGCGCCCGUGGCGCCAGCAGCACUUGCGGCGCCGGCGGCAGAGGCGACCGCUCACGCCGCAGCCGCCGCCGCGACACGGGCCUCCAUCCCACGGACUGGGGCGCGCAUCUGA